This is a messenger RNA of Coregonus sp. 'balchen', 7837 nucleotides long. NCBI's taxonomy places the organism in Eukaryota, Metazoa, Chordata, Actinopteri, Salmoniformes, Salmonidae. The record is from the annotation of a GenBank genome assembly.
AUGCUUUCAGAUGUGUAGAAUAAUGAGUGUUUCCGAUUAUUUUUUUUCUUCACCUGAUGGAAUGGUAACGGCUAUAGUAGGGUUGUACUGGUGCCAGGCAUGGAAUCGUCUUCAAAUGUUUUUUACUGUAGGUGUCCUGUGUGUUCUCAAUUGUCCCAGUCCUCGUGACUCUAGUUUGUGUGUGUGUGUGUCCUCCAGGGUCAUCCAGGUCUGAUUGGGCUGAUUGGACCCCCUGGCGAGCAGGGAGAGAAGGGAGACAGAGGCUUGCCUGGACCCCAGGGUUCUCACGGAGGCAAGGGCGACGGUGUAAGUGAUAAAUGACCUCAUGACCUUGCCAUUCGUCAACCUAUACGCCCUCCAGCAGGAAAUACAACGCCAUUGGUCUGAUUGCAGCCACCUACAGUUGCUAGGACUCGUAUAGACAUGCAUUGAGCCUAUACCAUUACUAAAUAAAUACUCACUUGACUUGACCAUUACUCAUAUACAAAUAUACAAGCUUUUGUCAUCUUCCAAAGUCAACAUAAUCCUUGAGAAAGGUCAGUUAUACAGAAUAAAAACCAGUAUAACGUCUAAAUUGAUUGUAAUGCUCUGCAUUCUGUGGAACACUGAUAACCUCGUAUUUCUAUCCCAGCUUCAUCCGAUAUACAGUGAGGGGAUAAAAAGUAUUUGAUCCCCUGCUGAUUUUGUACGUUUGCCCACUGACAAAGAUAUGAUCAGUCUAUAAUUUUAAUGGUAGGUUUAUUUGAACAGUGAGAGACAGAAUAACAACAACAAAAAUCCAUAAAAACGCAUGUCAAAAAUGUUAUAAAUUGAUUUGCAUUUUAAUGAGGGAAAUAAGUAUUUGACCCCCUCUCAAUCAGAAAGAUUUCUGGCUCCCAGGUGUCUUUUAUACAGGUAACGUGCUGAGAUUAGGAGCACACUCUUAAAGGGAGUGCUCCUAAUCUCAGCUUGUUACCUGUAUAAAAGACACCUGUCCACAGAAGCAAUCAAUCAAUCAGAUUACAAACUCUCCACCAUGGCCAAGACCAAAGAGCCCUCCAAGGAUGUCAGGGACAAGAUUGUAGACCUACCCAAGGCUGGAAUGGGCUACAAGACCAUCGCCAAGCAGCUUGGUGAGAAGGUGACAAAAGUUGGUGCGAUUAUUCUCAAAUGGAAGAAACACAAAAGCACUGUCAAUCUCCCUCGGCCUGGGGCUCCAUGCAAGAUCUCACCUCGUGGAGAUAAAAUGAUCAUGAGAACAGUGAGUAAUCAGCCCAGAACUACACGGGAGGAUCUUGUCAAUGAUCUCAAGGCAGCUGGGACCAUAGUCACCAAGAAAACAAUUGGUAACACACUACGCCGUGAAGGACUGAAAUCCUGCAGUGCCCGCAAUGUCCCCCUGCUCAAGAAAGCACAUACAGGCCCGUCUGAAGUUUGCCAAUAAACAUCUGAAUGAUUCAGAGGAGAACUGUGUGAAAGUGGUCAGAUGAGACCAAAGUCGAGCUCUUUGGCAUCAACUCAACUCGCCGUGUUUGGAGGAGGAAUGCUGCCUAUAACCCCAAGAACACCAUUCCCACCAUCAAACAUGGAGGUGGAAACAUUAUGCUUUGGGAGUGUUUUUCUGCUAAGGGGACAGGACAACUUCACCGCAUCAAAGGGACGAUGGACGGGGCCAUGUACCGUCAAAUCUUGGGUGAGAACCUCCUUCCCUCAGCCAGGGCAUUGUAAUGGGUCGUGGAUGGUUAUUCCAGCAUGACAAUGACCCAAAACACACGACCAAGGCAACAAAGGAGUGGCUCAAGAAGAAGCACAUUAAGGUCCUGGAGUGGUCUAGCCAGUCUCCAGACCUUAAUCCCAUAGAAAAUCUGUGGAGGGAGCUGAAGGUUCGAGUUGCCAAACGUCAGCUUUCUAAAUCUUAAUGACUUGGAGAAGAUCUGCAAAGAGGAGUGGAACAAAAUCCCUCCUGAGAUGUGUGCAAACCUGGUGGCCAACUACAAGAAAGUCUGACCUCUGUGAUUGCCAACAAGGGUUUUGCCACCAAGUACUAAGUCAUGUUUUGCAGAGGGGUCAAAUACUUUUUUUUUUUUUUUUCCUAAAAUGGAAAUCAAUUUAUAACAUUUUUGACAUUCAUUAUUUUCUGGAUUUUUUUGUUGUUAUUCUUGUUCUCACUGUUCAAAUAAACCUACCAUUAAAAUUAUAGACUGAUCAUUUCUUUGUCAGUGGGCAAAACGUACAAAAUCAGCAGGGGAUCAAAUACUUAUUUCCCUCACUGUCCUAUAUCCCAAACCCAUUUUUAUUCCUGGGAGAUAGAAAUGUUAAGCAGUACUCGGACAGGGUCAGUGCCCUAGCCUGAUGAAGCUCGACAUUAAGGCGCUCGUCCAUUAUUAAAUAAACAUUGCAGAUUGAGUGAAUAGAGCAGUAUGAGACCCAUCAUGGCCUUUCAGCGGCCCCAGUCCGUCAUUUAAGGUGAAGGAAUGGAUUUAUCAUCUUUAGAUUAAAGCCUAAUGGAAUUGUAAUGUCACUUUUUUUUCUAUAUGUCUGAGCAGAAUGGGGGUGUCCAUCUGUCUGUCUCUAGUUUAGGCUUGAGAAACAGAAGAAUGGGGGUCUCCAUCUAGCUGUAUGGCUCACCAAAAUAGCACAAUGACAAUCGAAAAUACAAACUACAUUUCAGGGCUCAUGAAAACGUUGCCAGAGGUUGUUAUUGUUUCCCUUGCAAUCUAGCCACUCUUUAUCCCAAUGAUGUCCCACUGAUGUCCCACUGAUGUCCCACUGAUGUCCCACUGAUGUCCCACUGAUGUCCCACUGAUGUCCCACUGAUGUCCAACUGAUGUCUCACUGAUGUCCCACUGAUGUCCUACUGAUGUCCCACUGAUGUCCCACUGAUGUCUCACUGAUGUCCCACUGAUGUCCCACUGAUGUCUCACUGAUGUCCCACUGAUGUCCCACUGAUGUCCCACUGAUGUCUCACUGAUGUCCCACUGAUGUCCCACUGAUGUCCCACUGAUGUCUCACUGAUGUCUCACUGAUGUCCUACUGAUGUCCCACUGAUGUCCCACUGAUGUCUCACUGAUGUCCUACUGAUGUCUCACUGAUGUCCUACUGAUGUCCCACUGAUGUCCCACUGAUGUCUCACUGAUGUCCUACUGAUGUCCUACUGAUGUCCCACUGAUGUCCCACUGAUGUCUCACUGUCAUCCCACUGAUGUCCCACUGAUGUCCCACUGAUGUCUCACUGUUAUCCCACUGAUGUCCCACUGAUCUCUCACUGAUGUCCCACUGUUGUCUCACUGAUGUCCCACUGUCAUCCCACUGAUGUCCCACUGAUGUCUCACUGAUGUCCCACUGUUGUCUCACUGAUGUCCCACUGUCAUCCCACUGAUGUCCCACUGAUGUCCCACUGAUGUCCCACUGAUGUCCCACUGUUGUCUCACUGUCAUCCCACUGUUGUCUCACUGAUGUCCCACUGAUGUCCCACUGUCAUCCCACUGUUGUCUCACUGAUGUCCCACUGAUGCCUCACUGUUGUCCCACUGAUGUCCCACUGAUGUCCCACUGUUGUUUCACUGAUGUCCCACUGAUGUCCCACUGAUGUCCCACUGAUGUCCCACUGAUGUCCCACUGAUGUCCCACUGUCAUCCCACUGUUGUCUCACUGAUGUCCCACUGAUGUCUCACUGUUGUCCCACUGAUGUCCCACUGAUGUCUCACUUUCGUCCCACUGUUCUCUCACUGUUGUCUCACUGAUAUCUGGUCUCUUCUCCCCAGGGUAUCAGCGGAGCUUCAGGUCCACUCGGUCCCCCUGGCCCUCCCGGCCUGCCUGUAAGACUGUACCCUGUUUUCUCUAUUUUAUUUAGAGCAUAGUCUCAUAGUUAACACGUCCAUGUAAUGAUACAACAUAGUCGUCUCCUCUUUACUCAUUCAGCGGUGUGUGUUGUCUCUUCCAGGGCCCUGGAGGUCCCAAGGGAGCUAAAGGUUCAUCGGUAAGUUCUGUUCAACCACUCUCUGUAUCAACUGGUGAAAGUCCUGUGACAGUCAUUUAAAGGAGUGCUUGUGAAAUCCAGAGAUGACAACAUGUCUUAAUCUCCAUGCUCUUUCCAGGGUCCUGCUGGUCAGAAGGGAGACACCGGUACGAUCGGUCCACCUGGUUCUCCUGUGAGUAUUACUUGUACAUUAAUUUGGGGGUCCACUCUAAGAUAAAAAAAUAGGGCAAUUCUGUUUUUAGCUGGAAUUCAUGAGGUUAUUUGUAGAAAACGUUGUGACACUAUGGGAUUCCCCUCUCUGCUCUACAGGGUCCCCCUGGUGAGGUGAUCCAGCCACUGCCCAUCCAGUCGCCCAAGAAGAACCGCAGACACGCAGACAUGCAGGCGGACGCUGCAGGCACCAUGAUGGACUACGGAGAGGGCAUGGAGGACAUCUUCGGCUCGCUCAACAACCUCAAACAGGACAUUGAGAGGAUGAAGUACCCCAUGGGCACACAGAACAACCCAGCCAGGACCUGCAAAGACCUGCAGCUCGCACACCCAGAGUUCCCCAAUGGUGAGUCACAGAGAGGGGUGUUAUGGGUAAUAUGCUAAUGCUAUGGCUGGGAUUUGUGGCCAUUUUGUUUAGCUAGACAAGGAAUCCGUUAGCUGUGAAUGCUGUUUUGCUCAUUUUGUAGAGAUGAUAUUGGGAUGUAGAUUAUAUAUUUGUAGGUAGCGUGUGUUGCAGUGGUGAAUUUAAAUAGCACUGAGAACAAGACUUUAUUGAGGUUAUACUUAACAUUAACAGACCUUCAGUGAGAAACUUUUGGGGUUUGUUUUUCCCAAACUUGAUACAGAGAAUUACCAGGUCAUUCUAUGACCUUUCAAAGUUUAUUUUUUAUUUUUGUACUUUUAUUUACUCAGGGGAACCAAUUGAAACCAGCGUCUCAUUUACUCCCAAUAUUAAUCAUUCAGAUUUAUCAUAGUUAGAAAGCAAGUCAGACAAUUUUCUAAGAGCAAUUGGGAGGGCAGAGGGAGGGUGAUAAACUCCCACAAACGUUAGUUGGGCAUUAUUACCAAGGCCCACAUUUAGAACAAGACAUUCAAAUUGCUUGGGGACAGAGGUGAUAUUACACACAGCAACAUUCAAGUUUUCUUUAUGGAUAUGGUGACACCCCCACCUCUGUCAGAUCUACAGUAUACACAUUAUAUCCAUUCAGAGACACAUCAGUCUGUCACCAGACUUGUUUAUCCAAGUCUCAGUAUUUAUCAAAAUGUCUGUGUUAGUUUCAGAAGCCAGAAUUACAAUGAGAUCGAUAUUUCGAAAUCAUUACUUCUGACAUUUACAUGAAUCAGUCCAAGGCCACAGCUGCGGGAUUCUCUAACACAAACAUGCUAUGAUCAGUAGGUAACCCUAUAUAUGAAAUAGCCAUGGGGUUGGCUUGACAUGGUAUACUGUAGACACAAGAUUGCUUAGAACUGUGCCAUUUGGUCUAUGACUCGAAAUGAGGACGUGGAUUAAUACAAGACUCAAUGAGGGUUACCUGUUUCGGGCAAGGACUGAUAUCCCAUCACUUAGUACCUUUUAAAUGUUUGCACUGAAUGUUAGAAGAUCUGUUGUGGCUAAACAUAUGAACAUAUUCCUUUUUAUCUAUUUAAGCAUGACAUGUGGUAGCAUGAUUUACGUCGUCUGUAAUCUUCCUUGAUCCAACACAUGGUUCUCAUAGAGCAGUUAAACGUGUUUUGGUUUUGACAUUUUUAGUUUUUAGAUUUUAGUUUUUAGUUGUCGGUGGAACCUUAGAACUAGAGAGAACUGCAGAUUAUUAAAUUAUUAAAUUAUUAGAUUAUCUGUAUAAUAUUAUAAUAAUAAUUAUUAGAGGUAUUUCAUUGCAUCAUUGGGUUUUGUUCCACAGGCGAGUACUGGAUAGAUCCUAACCAGGGAUGCUCAGGGGACUCCUUCUCUGUCUACUGUAACUUCACGGCUGGCGGAGAGACCUGCAUCUUCCCAGAUAAGAAGUCCAGCGGCGUGAGUGGCAUUUUUAUUUCCUCCAAGAGGACGACACACUCAUACUAUCAAGUAAAGCACAGAGUCAAGCCAUGGUCUUGUUGAAUUCUAGAUCAUGUUCUGAUGUGGUCACUCACAUGCUAGUGAGGGCCAUGGGACUGGGAGAUGCAUGGUUGGUGAUGUUUGAUGGGUUCACUGCUUGGCCAUUUACAUUUAAACCUAACCCUAACUGUCAGAAACAAACUGAUAUAUGCAUUUUUUAUUCAACUGCUAUACUGUAGUGAUUUUCCUGUAUGUUAAGAUCUGAGGGAAGGGGUAUCUAGCUGUAUAUUGCACUACGUUUGACGGAUCAAAGCUAAACCUAAUUCCAGGAACCAGCUCUUAAAUUGUAGGAAGAAAACUGUGUUCUUCUCAGUAAAUAGGUGCUUCAUUUGUUUGGCUCUACAGGUCAGAAUAUCUUCAUGGCCCAAAGAAGUUCCAGGGUCGUGGUUCAGUGAGUUUAAGCAUGGAAAAACAGUAAGUACUCCCUCAACUCCACGCUUUCAUCCUCCUCUGUUUCUCUUCUCAAAAGAAAUGUCUCCUCUCCACAAUACUAAACUAAAAUGAUUUCUCGGGCUCCCACUUGGCCAUCUCUCUGCCUUCUGUCUGUCAGUACAGAGGCUUUUCAGAAGUGGCAGUUAGGCCACAAAGACUGAUAGAAGAGAGGCACAUAAAAGUGUCUCUGGAAGUGACCCCAGGUCGCUAAGCCACAAAGGAAUCCAGACCUCUCAUAUAAGACCUCUCCCCAACCCCCUUCAGACUGUUCACAUUCAUAUUUCAUACAGUCUGGGAUUGAUGAAGGAGGCUCAAAGAUGAGGAGGAAAAUAUUAUUUUUCUAUUGCUUUAAGACUCAGUUUGGCCAUCCGUCUGAGAGAGAGAUUGUAUAACUGAUGCUGACAGCAUGUUUAAUAAGAAGAGUUGAGGUGGGCCUUUGCUUCAGCAAAUUCAUGAGAAUGGCUUACCAAGAAAAACUUCCAAAAGGACUAAUUCGAGCCAGAAGUGGAGGAGGAAGGUGUCAGCUUGACUUUGAAACUUCAGUUACCUGUUCUCAUCCUGUACAGUGGAUUAAAGUGAGCUAAAAUAAAUAUAUCCCUGCCUUUUUUGUUGAGUGCUCCAACUCCUUUCUGCCUUGAAUCAGUCCUUUUGGAAGCUGUAAGCCUUUCUCGUGUUUUAUAAGAACUCUUGGGAUAGAACACUUCUAAGCAGUAUAUUGUAUCCAAUCCCACGUUUCCAUUUCUGACCUCUCAAUCUAUUUUUCUGUUAUCUCUCACACCCAAUAAACAGUUUUCAUACGUUGACGCAGCCGGCAACACAAUAAGCGAGGUUCAGAUGACCUUCCUGAAACUACUGACGGCCUCGGCCAGGCAGAACUUCACCUAUAGCUGCUACAAGUCUGUGGUGUGGCACGAUGAGACCACAGACAGCUACGACAAGGCGCUGCGAUUCCUAGGAUCCAACGACGAGGAGAUGUCCUGCGACAGCAACCCCUACAUCAGGCCCCUCACAGACGGAUGCGCGGUAAGGGCUUCCCCUCGAUACUGCCUGUCCGUUAUAGUGAUAGUUCAAGUACUUUUGGGAAAGUCUGUCAAGUAUGUAAAAUGUCCCCAUUGAUUGUUUUGUUGGACUUGUUUCAUAGCUCCAAUGAGGUUGUGUCUGACUGCUGAAAGUGUUAAACAUUUUUAAUUUUUUUUUUUUUAUUCUCUCUUUACAGACGAGGAAGGGCUAUGGAAAGACUGUUAUGGAGAUUAAUACUCCCAAGAUCGAUCAGGUUCCCAUCAUCGAUGUCAGGUUGAAUGACUUUGGAGAUGCCAGCCAGAAGUUUGGAUUUGAAGUGGGUCCAGUCUGCUUCCUUGGCUAA